AUGUAUGGACACAAUAUUCAUGAUUUUCUCUCGGCCAUGAUGUAUGUACCAGAAGAUCUGAUGAAACGAGGUAUUACAGUUGUUAGGACCAAAUGUUGUGCCAAGAUAAUGAAGGAAAUGAUGAAAUUCCUUGGAUUAAAUAUAAAAUUUGUCGAAUUGAAAUACGCUGAGCAAAUAUUUGUGAAGAAAUUAUGGAUAGUUCAUACAAUGGAGCUCGCUCAUGGCUAUGCGAGUGGUGGACUCACUAGACUUCGAAAAUUAAUAAUGCAAAAGGUUGAUUUCAACAAAGUUAAGCCUACAAGGUUUGUUGUUGCAGAUAGACCUCCAAAAUCCGGCCGAAAUUUUGAAGAUCCGGAUCUUAUAGUCGAAUAUCUUAAUAAUUUUACAAAAAUUGACGAAGGAUGCCACUGGAUACGCGAUGAUAAGUUUUUCCAUGGCCAUAUAACUGAUAUCGUCAAAUAUUGGCAGAGUAUUAGAGUAAUUGUUACUCUCCAAGGUUCUGGCAUUUACAAUGCUAUUUUUAUGCAUGAAAAAUGCGGAAUAAGUAUCCUUUGUUCACAAAAUCUUGAUGAACCAAACUUGAUGCUUUGUGCACAUCUCCAUAUUUUCUUGAUUGAAGUUGUCCAUCCAGAUAGAGAUUUCAGGACAAAUAAAAGACAAUUCAUCAACUACACUGCGAUGAUGAAAUACACCCAAAGAGUUGUUGAUGCUGUAAAUGCAGGACAUUGGACAAGUAUGGAAGGAAUUCAGGUUUCGUUGGAACCUUCUUAUCCUGCAACAAACGCAGAAGAAUUUGUUAGAAAUUAUAAUUAUGUAUCAUGA
Molecule: messenger RNA, 822 nt
Organism: Trichomonas vaginalis G3
Lineage: Eukaryota; Parabasalia; Trichomonadida; Trichomonadidae
Product: glycosyltransferase family
Exons: 1
Coding region: 1-822 (273 amino acids)
Molecular function (GO): glycosyltransferase activity
Source: RefSeq, a predicted model, not a curated record